GGCAGCAGUAUACAAAAACAAACAACUUAUGAAGUGAGUGCUAGUGCUGAAAACGAGACCUUUAAAAUAAGGCUUUAACUUUAUACGAUUAAAUUUCCGUUCCAUUGAUUUCCGCUGUGUCCUAAUGUUCAUACACUAUAAACACUUCAUUCAAAAUUUGCGCAUCACAAAACUAAGGAAAAUUCCUUACUCUCCCAACAUGAGUUUCAAUGCAGAGAGGCGAUGGGUGAAUCACUAUGCAGGUCCAGAAACACCAGUCAUCACAAUUUCCGAACAAUUCUCAAAAUUUGAAGGAGGGAAGAUAGAGUUGGUGAAAGACAAUGAAAGUGGACUUGCCAUUCUAAAAAUCAACCAUCCAGAAAGACGAAAUGCUCUCAGUGGUAGUAUGAUGGUUGACCUGUGGAAUGCAGUAAACGCAUUAGAAGAUUGGAAAGCUGGCAAAGGGAUAAUUUUACAUUCUGUUGGAGAAACAUUUUGUUCUGGGGGAGAUUUAAAUACUGUUCGCCAAAUCUCUAAUCCUGAUGAUGGCUACAAGAUGGCCACUCUAAUGCACAACACUUUGACACGCCUGCACCAGUUGCCUUUGAUUUCAGUGGCCCUAAUUCAAGGCAAAGCUCUUGGUGGAGGAGCCGAACUAGCAACAUCCUGUGAUUUCCGAUUGUUCACUGAAAAAGGGGAAAUCGGUUUCGUUCAAGGAAGAAUGGGCGUAGUCACCGGAUGGGGAGGUGGCACGAGACUAGUCCAGCUUUUGGGUCAACACCGAGCGCUGGAAUUGCUACUAACCUCACGUCAGAUAUCGGCUUCGGAAGCUGUAGUCAUGGGUCUCGCGAAUGGCAUCACAAAAUCUGUUGAAUUGCCAGAAGCCGUCGAAGAGGCUAAACAGUGGUUGCAGUCUAAAUUGAAACACGCGCCAGAGAUCGUUCACGCACUGAAGCAAAUCGUCGCGACCGCCCGUGCAGUACCUUAUGAAGAGUCUCUGAAAAACGAGCGACAAGUUUUUGCCAUGCUUUGGGGAGGAGAUGCCAACAAGAAAGCGCUAGAGCAGAACAUCAAGCACAAAUAAUUCCGAAAUCGAAUUCAUUUAGUUUGUGCGAUCUCACCAAAUUGCCAAAUGCAUUAGGGGGGAAAUUAGACUGGUUUUCACCUAAACAAAAUCGAAUGUAUAGACCAAGUGAUGAUCAACAUCGACGACGACAUCGACCACCGAGCUGAGGUACUUGGAGAACCUGAAAUUCAUUUUUUUGUUUUCAAAUAAUUGAUAUUAGAUUUACCUAAUUAAAUAACUACGUAUACAAACGGGUCUUUUCAAAAAUAAACCAUUUACCUUGA
This is a messenger RNA of Daphnia pulicaria, 1329 nucleotides long. Its product is annotated as ethylmalonyl-CoA decarboxylase-like. Gene Ontology annotation, cellular component: cytosol. Lineage: Eukaryota; Metazoa; Arthropoda; Branchiopoda; Diplostraca; Daphniidae. Gene Ontology annotation, biological process: fatty acid beta-oxidation. The transcript has 4 exons. Bases 125 to 1063 code for a protein of 312 amino acids. The record is from RefSeq and is a predicted model, not a curated record. Gene Ontology annotation, molecular function: enoyl-CoA hydratase activity.